Messenger RNA from Glossina fuscipes, 1840 nucleotides. It is a transcript of the gene Mlp60A, whose product is annotated as muscle LIM protein Mlp84B. Gene Ontology annotation, molecular function: actinin binding; structural constituent of muscle. Lineage: Eukaryota; Metazoa; Arthropoda; Insecta; Diptera; Glossinidae. The transcript is spliced from 9 exons. Gene Ontology annotation, cellular component: nucleus; cytoplasm; Z disc. Bases 96 to 1583 code for a protein of 495 amino acids. The record is from RefSeq and is a predicted model, not a curated record. Gene Ontology annotation, biological process: sarcomere organization; muscle tissue development.
ACAUAAAGACUACCUGCGCUGAGUGAACGCUGAAGUUCAUUCUAAAUCGGUAUUUUUCACGUAGUGGUACCUCAACGCGAUUUUACACAAACAAAAUGCCUUUCACUCCCGCUGAAACUCCAAAAUGCCCUAAAUGCGGUAAAUCUGUAUACGCUGCCGAGGAACGUGUUGCCGGAGGCUAUAAAUUCCAUAAAACUUGCUUCAAAUGCGGAAUGUGCAACAAAGCUUUGGAUUCCACAAACUGCACAGAACAUGAAAAGGAAUUGUAUUGUAAAAAUUGCCAUGGACGCAAAUAUGGUCCCAAAGGUUACGGUUUCGGUGGUGGUGCUGGUUGCCUAUCCAUGGAUACUGGAGCACAUUUGAACAAAGAAGAAUUGGAUGGUGUACGCAAUGGUGCCCGUCUUGAACCCAGAAAGAUUGCUAAAGCUCCGGAAGGCCAAGGUUGUCCUCGUUGCGGCGGUUAUGUCUACGCUGCCGAACAAAUGUUGGCCAGAGGCAGAGGUUAUCAUCGAAGAUGCUUUAAAUGUUUACUCUGCAAUCGCACUCUGGACUCGACAAUGCACUGCGACGGUCCCGAUAAGGAAAUCUAUUGCAGAGGUUGUUAUGCUCAGAGAUUCGGUACCAGAGGUUACGGCCAUUUAGGCAUGUCUUCAUUAGGAUUAAUGUCCGACAUUAAAGAUUGCGAAUGGCAAAGUGAACACGCUCCCCGUGCAGGCGUAGUUGAUGUCAGCAAGAUUAAGGCGCGUCCCGGAGAAGGUUGUCCACGUUGCGGUGGUGUAGUGUUUGCAGCUGAACUUGUUCUAUCCAAGGGUCGCGAGUGGCACAGGAAAUGCUUCAAAUGCCGAGACUGCACCAAAACCCUAGAUUCGAUCAUUGCUUGCGAUGGUCCCGAUAAAGAAGUCUACUGCAGGACUUGUUAUGGUAAAAAAUGGGGUCCGCAUGGUUAUGGUUUUGCUUGCGGCUCUGGUUUCUUGCAAACGGACGGUAUGACAGAAGAACAGAUUGCUGCAAGUCGUCCAUUUGCACCGCCUGAUACGACUAGUAUUAAGGCUCCGGAAGGUGAGGGCUGCCCACGCUGUGGCGGUGCAGUGUUUGCUGCAGAACAGCAAUUGUCGAAGGGUAAGAUGUGGCACAAGAAAUGUUACAAUUGUUGCCAGUGCCAUCGCCCGUUAGAUUCAAUGUUGGCCUGCGAUGGGCCCGACAAAGAGAUCUACUGUAAGGCCUGCUAUGGUAAAAAUUUCGGACCCAAAGGUUUCGGCUAUGGUCACACUCCCACCUUAGUGUCCACUUCGGGCCAAAAUACUAUGCAAUACCCCGAAGGAAAACCAUUUUCAGGUCCCAAAUCAUCGAGUGGAUGUCCACGAUGCGGCUUCGCAGUAUACGCUGCUGAGCAAAUGAUUAGCAAAAGUCGCAUUUGGCAUAAAAGAUGUUUCCAUUGCGCCGAUUGCCGCAAAUCUCUGGAUUCGACCAAUUUGAACGACGGACCCGAUGGUGAUAUUUAUUGCAGGGCUUGUUAUGGUCGCAACUUUGGUCCUAAAGGUGUUGGUUACGGUUUAGGCGCUGGUACUCUGACUAUGGCUUAAACAAAAAGAAAAAGAACGGAAAAUAAACAAACAAAAGCAUUUCCAUAUAUCAGUUGAAUACCACUACAACGAUUAAAAUGAAAAAUGUUUGAUUUAAAAUUCAACUUCUAUAUUUGAAAUAUCAACGAACAAACGAUCUAAUGAAAACCGCACCUAUACACAAAUGGAAUUAACGACCGUAAACUCAAACGAAACUUUUCUUUCUUGUUAAGGAACUGGAACGCUUAAAAACACAACAACAACAACAACAACAACAA